Molecule: messenger RNA, 2362 nt
Organism: Labrus bergylta (ballan wrasse)
Lineage: Eukaryota; Metazoa; Chordata; Actinopteri; Labriformes; Labridae
Source: RefSeq, a predicted model, not a curated record
CCAGCAGACUCUGCCGCAGUUUUACACCCCAUCCAUCAUGCUGACCAAGAAGUGUAUUUUUCACAAACCGAUAAAAGGUCAAAGGUCCUCUUAGGUGGGUCCGGCCCACAGCAGAACAGAUUCAUGUGUUGGUUUGAAGCAGACUCUUGCAGUGACUCUUUUGUUGGCGUUUGUUAUGUUUCCUCUGAUAAUAUGUGAUGCACACAUCGCUGCAGGAGUCAUGUGUCAACAGAGCACCACCAAAACUGCGUUAUACCUUUUGUAAAUCCUUUGUAUAAAUCCGUAAGUCCGACCCUGAAGGAUCUGAGUCAUCUGUGUUUCAUGAAGAAGAAGCUGAUGAUGUUAUCUUAUUUUCCUAUUCUACAGAAAUAUCAAAUGAACAUUGGUGAUCUGAUCUAAGCCUAUCAUACUUCAGGGUCCGUUGUAUUAACUUAAUGACGAUAUGUUUUGAUGUUUUUUUUAUUCUCCAGUGCCUCCAAAAGUCAAAGCAAUUUUAAGUCCAAGCUGAAGGAUCUGCAGUGUCACUUCACCUGGGCUCUCACCCGCAAGAAGUCCCGACUUUUACGUUUAAAGGACAAGCUUGAGGACAUCGGCACCAAGAGGGGAAAUCGAUGGCUGGGCCACAUUUACAACCUGCGGGGGUUUAUUGAGCAUAAGCUGGGGUUAAAUGAAGAGGCUAAGAGUUUGUUUCAGAAGGCUACGGAGGCACUCAAUAAGCUGAGAAAGGCAGAUGAGGGUCCUUGGUUAGUGGUGAACUACGGGAACCUGGCCUGGCUGCACCACCACAUGGGAGAUCAAGCAGAGAGUCAGGCUUACCUGUCAAAGGUUGAUGCCCUGAUGAAAAAAUAUCCAUCUCCAUCCCGGGACGACCUCCAUCCAGAGAUCUGCGCUGAAAGGGCCUGGACGCUGAUCAAAUUCGGUAAAAAGGUACUGCCGCAGGCUGCAGAUCUCUUCGAGAAAGCCAUCAGGAUGCAGCCACACAGGGUGGAGUGGGACUCCAGCUAUGUGUUAGGUUUAGCGUGUGCCAGUAAGCACAGCGAAAGCGGGGUAGACGCUAACUCCCUGAAGAAAAUGAAACGCGCAAGGAAUCGGGAUCCAAAGAACUUGUACCUCGCUGCUGUCUACCUUACACAACUUGCCAAGAAAGAACAAAAAGUUGAGGAUGAAGCACAGAAGUUGGCAAGUCAGAUCUUGAGAAAUCCCGUCAGCAGCUACAGCGGUAUAAAGCCAUUACUGAGACUUUACACAAAGUACAUAUCUGUAGAUGAGGCCAUUGAUUUGGCAGAAGAGGCUCUGAAAAAACAUCCAGAUGAGCGUUAUCUUAAGAGGUGUGUUGCGCUCUGCUACAAGUGGAAGAUCUUGUUUUUCAGAGAGAGUCGCCCAAGGCCAGGCAUGACAGAGAGGGCAAUCAGUCUCCAUAGAGAGGUUAUUUCUCUUUACCCUAACUCUUCAUUCGUCAAGAAAAUUGAUCUUGCAAGUGUGUACGCAAAGUCAGACAAGACUAAAGCCGAGGAGAUAUUCCAAGAACUGCUCCAAAGGGAUCUGGAGCCUGCAGACAAACAGGUGCUUUACAACCGAUUUGCAAAGUACUUAUACCAUGAUAAACAGGAUCACCAAGGGGCAAUGCAGUUCCACAUGAGGGCUGCUUCGAUAACAGUCGAGUCCUUCUCCCGUAACGACAGCAUCGAAGCUCUGAGGAGAACAAAAGACACAACAAAGUGGAACCGAAAGAGUGAAGAAAUAGAAGAGUUUCUGGCUAAGCUGAAACUGUAGUGUCCUCCAGAAAAAUGGAGGUAGUGUAUCACCUACAACAAGAUCAGGAGCACUCGCAAAAAUGAAGCUGAGGUGGUGUAUGAAAAUCAUACAAUGACUUCAAACGGUGAAGUUUUACAGCAGCCUCGAUUAGUUUCAGUGUAAUUAAGCUUUCUUUGCAAGGAACGCUAAAAUAAGAUUUUUUUUGUUACGUUUACAAAUCGAUCAAUGUUUGAAAUUCAUACCGACAUGUAACAGGACUCCCUGCUGGCUGUGUUGUUGUUGGCGCCGUGUAAACAUGGACAGGACAGCCUUGAAUGUCACUUAAGACUUUUUAGAUCACGGUCAUUCCGUGUCAAUUAACAUGAAAUGUGAAGCUACGAGCUAACUAAAGAGCGCUAACAUUAGCAUGCUAACACAACGAUGAAGGACAGGUGAUUGCAGUUUGAGUAAAGGACAGUUUUGUCUGCUGCUUAUGCUUAAUGGUGUUUAAUUUCGGUGCGAUCCAUUUUAUAACUCAGUCGUGGGAAUGCGAGUGGAGGGGGGUUGGAGGUGUGUUGCUGGAGGAGAGCGGAGGCUUCAGUAUGGAGGAGGUGUGGUCUAACAGCAG